This is a messenger RNA of Seminavis robusta, 1116 nucleotides long. The record is from the annotation of a GenBank genome assembly. Lineage: Eukaryota; Bacillariophyta; Bacillariophyceae; Naviculales; Naviculaceae.
AUGGAUAUCAUUACCAGUCGGGAAUGGGGGCUCUUGUUGAUGGACGAAGUACACGUUGUACCCGCCAAAAUGUUUCGUCGCGUUGUGGGAUCCGUCAAGGCACAUUGUCGAUUGGGAUUGACGGCCACCCUUGUGCGAGAAGAUGACUUGAUUAGCGAUCUCAACUUUCUAAUUGGUCCCAAACUCUACGAAGCCAAUUGGAUGGAUCUUACCACGCAGGGUUACCUCGCCAACGUACAGUGCGUCGAAAUUUGGUGUCCCAUGACGGGACCGUUCAUGAAGGAAUACCUCAUGGCAUCGAAUGCAAGACUCAAGCAGUUGUUGUACGUUAUGAACCCCAGCAAGAUUCGCGCCGUCCAAUUCUUGGUCAAGUUUCACGAAGAACGUGGAGACAAGAUCAUUGUGUUUUCAGAUCUUGUGUACUCCCUCAAGCUCUACGCAGAAAUGCUUAAGAAACCACUCAUCUAUGGUGAAACCCCGGAACGAGAACGUGCCGCCAUUUUGGGAACCUUUCGAGCCACCGACGCCAUUCGAACAAUCUGCAUUUCCAAAGUCGGAGACACAUCGAUUGAUUUGCCCGAAGCCAACGUAGUGGUGCAGGUGUCCAGCCAUUUCGGAUCACGACGACAAGAAGCCCAGCGAUUGGGCCGUAUUCUGCGACCAAAGUCGUACACGCAACAAGAUGGGUCCAAUCGAAAUACCUUCAACGCCUUCUUCUAUACACUCGUGAGCAGUGAUACGCAGGAAAUGUUCUAUUCUGCCAAACGACAACAAUUCUUGAUCGAUCAGGGAUAUACCUUCAAGGUGGUGACCAACCUCUGCGAAAAGGCUGAUGCCCAGGCGCUUGAAAGCGGUUUCAAUUUUUCCACACCAGAGCAUGAUCGCAAGCUUCUUCGGACGGUACUGACGGCCGAGACAUCUCUCGAAAAGGAACAACGCGACGAAGACAAUGCCAUUCGCAAGAAUAACCCCGAUGGUGCGGCGUUGUCUGACGCCAAGGUCAAGAGGAUUGCAGGGUCCAUGGCAACACUAAGCGGUGGUAGUGGCAUGCGCUAUCGAGAGAUCUCAUCGGGAUCUAAGAAGCAUCCGUUGUUCCGGAAAAGACAGCGUCGUUAG